AUGACAACUGUUGUUCGUAUACUCGCAUAUAGUUAUGCAGCUGAUCACUAUGAUGAGUAUAUUAAAAUCGGUGAGAGCACUGUCAUUAAAUGCUUGAAGGCAUUUUGUAAUGCUAUUGUUGCUGUGUAUGCAGAGAAGUAUAUGCGCCCACCCAAUGAAGCCGACAUAGUAUGGCUGCUUGAAGAAGGGGAGCAGAGAGGAUUUUUGGGUAUGCUUAGUUCUAUCGACUGUAUGCACUGGGAGUGGAAGAAUUGCCAAGUGGAGUGGCAAGGCACACAUAGGGGACGAUCUGGCAAGAAAACUCUCAUAUUGGAAGCAGUUGCCUCACAAGAUUUGUGGAUCUGGCAUGCAUUCUUCGAAAUGCCUGGUUCACACAAUGAUAUAAAUGUGUUGGAUCAUUCCUUAGUAUUCAAUGGUAUCGUUAAUGGCCAAUUACCUCCGGUUAAUUAUGUAGUGAAUGGACAUCAUUAUAGAAUGGGGUAUUACCUGUCUGAUGGUAUAUACCCUAAGUUGGCAACUUUGAUGCAGACCAUCCCACAUCCAACCACUACAAAAGAAAAAUUAUUUGCUCAGCGACAAGAGGCAGCAAGGAAAGAUGUGGAACGGGCUUUUGGGGUAUUGCAAAUCAAGUGGGCAAUAAUGCAAGGACCAAUACUAUGGAAGUAUGAACCAGAUAUGUCAGACAUGUUGAGUUGGGUUAAUGUGGACAUUGAUAAGGAUAUUUCCUAUGAAGAGGGACUGGUCCAGAUUCUUGACACUCGAGAAAAGGUGUUAAGUGAGGACUUCUCCCAAAAUGGGUAUCAGUUUGACCCUGAAGAGAUUCCAGAGCUUGAUGCAAAGCGAUCCAAGAAAGCCUAUGAUCUGGCCUAG
This is a messenger RNA of Cornus florida, 870 nucleotides long. RefSeq lists its product as uncharacterized. Bases 1 to 870 code for a protein of 289 amino acids. The record is from RefSeq and is a predicted model, not a curated record. Lineage: Eukaryota; Viridiplantae; Streptophyta; Magnoliopsida; Cornales; Cornaceae. The transcript is spliced from 3 exons.